AGAAGAUAUUACUGAUGAAACUCGGAGAAGCCUUGUACUGGGGAUGUUAUAUCGCUUGCCCACCAUUCUUGAUGCGGCUGGAAGAGGUGACAAUGACACAGGCGAAUCUUUGAUAGAAAUUCUGGAACUUCUUAUUGGAGGUUACAUUCCACCUGGUACAAGCAUAGAGGCUGUGGAAGCAUUACAGGAAAAAUAUGGUGUAGGUGCUUUAAAGGAGGCUAUCUACACAAAAUUGCAAGACGACUGGAAGGUAACAAAGGUUGUGUAUGUUCAGAGCGGUCGGGAGGGGGUAGCAGAGAAUUUGGUGAAUUGUCUUCAAACAGUACUGAGAAAAACCGACCCCAGAACAGCUCAGCCGCUAUAUACCGGUGAGAUUUUUGUCGUAAUUACCAAAUACGACUUGGUUAAGCACAAUAGUUCUUCCGACAUGGAGGAUGAACAUGUUACCUUAGAAGCAUUUGAGAGCGUGGAAAAGAAGGUUGCUGAGGUGUUUAAUAUCCAAGGUGCACUUAAAGACAACAUGAUACGCUGGGUUAGCUACUCCGACAGGGUUGACACCGACAACCCAAAAAUAGACAACACCGCACUUAAGUUCAUUAAACGCAUGGUCAUGCCGAGAAACCGACAGGCUGGGGUCGCGAAACCCGUGAUAACUCGCUUUACCAAAAUGAAGCUCGAGGCAAGGAGAUGGUGGAAAAAUCAAAACUUCACAUUACCAUCAAUACUUUUGAUAAUUAUUGGGCUUCUUUUGGCGAUCAUGAUUUACACGUUUUUAACAGCACCCCUUAGAACUUGACAACAUAUGGACUGGUUAUUAGCAGAUAAUAACGUGUUGUCUAUGAGAGCUUUUGUUAAAAUUCAAACGACCGGCCCUUAUGUAUUUGACUAACUUAAAGAUGUUUAAAUAUUAUGCUACUACAGUACUACUAUCCUGCUGCUUUAUUAAGCUCGAUUCUCCUUUCAAGGGAAAAUACUUUUAAUGAUGUUCCUUACUUUUUCAAAAUUAAAGUCUGUUAGAUGGGUAUAAAUAAAGGGCGGAUUCAAAGAACGUUCCACACACCCUAAAAUCCAUUAAGACAAGUGUGUCAGCGACCUAUAAAUCAAGGGCGAAAUCAAGGAACGUUCCACACACCCUCAAAUUCAUUAAGUAAAGUGUAUCAGUGGGCUAUCAAUCAAGGGCGAAUUCAAGGAACGUUCAACACACCCUAAAAUCCAUUAAAUAAAGUGUGUUAGUAGUCGGCUAUAAAUCAAAGGAGAAUUCAAGGAACGUUCCACACACCCCUAAAAUUCAUUAAGUAAAGUGUAUCAGUGGGCUAUCAAUCAAGGGCGAAUUCAAGGAACGUUCCACACACCUUAAAAUUCAUUAAGUAAAGUGUAUCAGUGGGCUAUCAAUCAAGGGCGAAUUCAAGGAACGUUCCACACACCUUAAAAUUCAUUAAGUAAAGUGUAUCAGUGGGCUAUCAAUCAAGGGCGAAUUCAAGGAACGUUCCACACACCUUAAAAUUCAUUAAGUAAAGUGUAUCAGUGGGCUAUCAAUCAAGGGCGAAUUCAAAGAACGUUCCACACACCUUAAAAUUCAUUAAGUAAAGUGUAUCAGUGGGCUAUCAAUCAAGGGCGAAUUCAAGGAACGUUCCACACACCUUAAAAUUCAUUAAGUAAAGUGUAUCAGUGGGCUAUAAAUCAAGGGCGAAUUCAAGGAACGUUAAUCACACCCUAAAAUCCAUUAAAUAAAGGGUGUCAGUAGGCGGCUAUAAAUCAAGGGCGAAUUCAAGGAACGUUCAACACACAUUAAAAUCCAUUAAGUAGUGUGUCAGAGAGGUAUAAAUCAUGGGCGGUUUCAAGGGACGUUCCACAUACCUAAAUCGAUUUUGUGCGCAUAUUAUAGCUUAAAAAUGACACAUUAUUUUAUUUCAGAUUUAUUUUAGAAUAUGUACAUAUUGAUUUUACACAUGUGUAAUAAGAAUUUUUAAUUGUGAUGAUAUAGGGAAUCAAGUGAGGUACAUGUAAAAUUAAGGUCAACCUUUAAAAUUACUACGUCUGUAAUAUAACUGUAUUGAAUAAUUGAAAGUACAGAUGGGCAAAAGCAAAAAUUCGCUUUGGAUAACACAACUGAUUGAAUAAUCCAGAUUUGGCAGCGAAGCAGUCCCAAGAGAACAAAGAAAAUGUGCCAUCUGUGACCUCAGUAACACUGAAAACAAAAUCCUAUUUAACAUAAAAUGCAAAAUAUACAGAGAUCUAAUGAGGCACACCCGAGUGUUACAAAAUUCAUUGACUUUCUAAACUCAAAAAUUAAAAGCAUACUGAUUUAGCUGUGUUUAUCAUUAAAUCGUUUAAGUUGAGACUGUCUCAAAAUCGUUUGAAUGUACUGUAACAGUAAAUCUUACCUUUAUCUGUAUUAUUAUGUUGGUUCUCGCUUUCUGUGCUUUUUGUUAUGUUUUGAAAUUGUUUGUCUAUGCAUUACGUGUGCCAUUCAGUAAGGAAUUGUUUAAGUAUAUGCAUACCGAAGAAUAUUCCUCCGGCCACUAAUCGAUAGCGGUCAGAUUUUCUAUAUAGAAAUAAGAAGGGCAUGUACACAUUUUACUUAAUAACAAAAUUACUAAAAAUAAGAAACCUUAGGUGCAAAAAUAUUACUAAUGUUCAACAUUUGAUUCAUCACAAGGUUUUUUUAAAUUAAAUUUUAUCUUAAUUUUUGAUUCGUUCUUCACAUGAAGUUUAAUGCCAUCAUUUCGUCAUUUUGUCCCUUCUUUUUUCCAUAUAAAAUGUGCAAAAAUCUCAUACAUGCGUUUCUUCAAAGCAUUUUUUUUUGUAUAAAACCAUUGAUAUGAAAGCUUAGGUGCAAAACAUUUCCUACUCUCAUUGAAUUUAUCUUUUGAAUGAUAUUUAUUCCAUUUUUGUGAAAUAAAAAUUUGAUUCGUU
Mercenaria mercenaria is the source of this 2916-nucleotide messenger RNA. RefSeq lists its product as uncharacterized. The record is from RefSeq and is a predicted model, not a curated record. Bases 44 to 796 code for a protein of 250 amino acids. The transcript is spliced from 3 exons. Lineage: Eukaryota; Metazoa; Mollusca; Bivalvia; Venerida; Veneridae.